CCGGACGCCAUCGCUGGAACUGAGGAGACGGUCGCCAUAGCCGUCGCAGAGGAAGCAGCAGCAGCAGAGAGAGACCUCUGGGCUCGCCAUACUACUGAAAGGAGGAGACUUCACUUCACCAGUCACUCUCUCUCUCUCUCUCUCUCUUCCUAUCAAUCGAUCGGCGAAUCAGUUGUUCAUCCGGAGCGACAAAAUGGCGGCAGCUUCAUCUUCAUCAUCGCCGUCGUCGGCUACGGAGAGGAGGGGUAUACCGGGGGCUCAGUUCGUGGAGGAUGUCCAAACAUAUCUCACCCAAUCCGGCCUCGACGUCAACUCCGCCCUCGCCUUCCUCCAAGAACGACUGCAACAAUACAAGUUCGCUGAGAUGAAACUUCUAGCUCAGCAAAGGGACCUUCAGGCAAAAAUUCCUGAUAUAGAGAAGUGCCUAGAUAUAGUAGCCACGUUGCAAUCAAAGAAGGGCACUGGUGAGGCUCUGAUUGCUGAUUUUGAAGUAUCAGAAAGCAUAUAUUCCCGUGCUUGCAUCGAGGAUAGUGACUCCGUAUGCCUGUGGCUGGGAGCAAAUGUAAUGUUGGAGUACUCAGGUGAAGAGGCGACGGUCCUUCUACAAAAGAAUCUACAGAAUGCUAAAGCGAGCUUGGAAGUCCUUCUCGCUGAUCUACAGUUUCUGCGAGAUCAGGUCACCAUAACUCAGGUGACAAUAGCUCGCGUGUAUAAUUGGGACGUUCAUCAGCGAAGAAUUCGUCAAGCAGCUUCUACUUCCAGUGACUCGUGAGGAACAUCUUUUUUGAACCAUUGCCAGUCUGUAAUCCAAGUUGACAGUGUGUCUCUGUUCUCUCUGUUUUCUCAAUUUUUUAGUUAAGAGAGAUGGCUUUCUCAUCUAACUUAUAAUAUUUGUUUCCAUGGUACGAUAGUCCUAGAAAUUGUAUUUCAGAUGUUGAUUGAAUCUUCUGUUACUGUGAUAGGUUGUUUGAUAGACAAUAUUAUCGGCUUGAGCUUUGUUCAAUCUUCUUGAUUGGUAAAACUUGGGUAUUUGCAA
Messenger RNA from Punica granatum (pomegranate), 1036 nucleotides. Lineage: Eukaryota; Viridiplantae; Streptophyta; Magnoliopsida; Myrtales; Lythraceae. The record is from RefSeq and is a predicted model, not a curated record.